UGUGACCAUCCUGGCUGUUACAAGGCAUUCACCUCUAGUGACCACCUCCAAACACACUUCCUGGGAUACAUAGGUACAGGUGUGUAUGACAGGAAUAGUGGGGUGGAGAUACACAGCUAACUCCUUUAGCUCAAUCCCUGUUUAUUUUAAAUGAGACUAGGGGAGUUGAAAUCCUUUUUUUUCAGAGUUGGAGAUAAAACAAUACGUUCUAGCACGUCUUUCUUUCCUCCCCGCUACGUGUUAUUGAGUGUUCUUAAUGGGGUAUGGCUUCCUCUGCUGAGUCAGAUCCUCAGACAGGUGUGUGUGUGUGUGUUGAAAACAUCAGAGUUUAUUCCAGCCCAGUAGAUAGGCCUCGCCACCGCUCAGCUCCCAAGCUUCUUAUUGUCCCAUUUAUUCUCCCAACGCCCUGUCAGCGAAUCCUGAUGUGCCUAUUUAUCCACAUCCAACAGAGUGCUGAGAUCACACACACACACUCAUCAAACACACACACACACUCAUCAAACACACACACGCACACACACAUCAAACACACACAAAACAGUCCCAAAGAUCCAAACCCAGUCCAUCUAGCACUCCAGGCAGGCUUAAACAAACACUCAUAUAUUUGUAGGAUUUCAAAAUACUAUUUGAACCCAGGUCUGAUUGCUGCUGCUGUUGUUGUGGUGGAGCUAUUAAUACUGCUGCUGCAGCUUCCUCUGGGGCCCAGGUCCUCUCGCUCACUCACUCACUCACUCACUCACUCACUCACUCACUCACAUGCACACACGCACACAGGCACAAAUGCACGCACCCACCCACAUGCACACACACACACACACACACACAGACAGACAGAGACACACACUCCAUUCUGACUAUAACACUGUCAUUUGUCUUUCUAGCCUGUUCCUCUGAUACCUAUGAAUCUCAGAUGGGGUUUGGAUCCAUUACAUGUGAUCUGUGAAUGCAUGGAGACGUCUGUAAACUCACAUUGAUAUCAGAGGCUGAGGAAACAUUAUCUGCCUGCCGUUUGGUUGGCUUCCCAGUGGAAGUUUCCAUCUGUAUCCUGCAGAACUGCUUGUGUCUGUAGCCAGGACUUUUCUCCGACUGUGUGUGUCUGUGUGCCUGUUUCUCAGACAACGCUAGUGGCUUGAACCUCCUUGCCCUUUUCCCUAAAAACCACAGUCUUCAAGGCACUAAAGGCUACAUCAGCAUAAAGUAAUGUUAUUAAUGAUCAUUGUCAUUAUGCAUGGACUUGGAUAUUGCUGAGCGUAUUUCUAUAUCCUGUCUCUUCACCCAUGAGGCUAAGAGUUGUGGACUCAAAUGACCUUUCUUUCUCCAAGCCAGGACUAUAUCUCAAAUUCUUAUGGGGUUGUAAGCAAUAGGGUUGGCUGCUGUAUAAGAGAGACCAAUAAAAGUAAUAUAUGUCUGUGUUUGUGUGUGUGUGCAGUGCAUGCACGUGCACACAUAUACAUGUGUCUGUAUGUGUGUGUGUGUGUGUGUGUGUGUGUUAUUUCUCCUAGGCGAGCCACCCCUCCUUCAGGGGAACACAGACGGUGAUAACUCCCUAAGCUCCUCCAACAGCCUGAGGGACAACAUCAAAGGUCACAAGCCUGGACCGUCAGCUGCCAUAACUCACAGCCACUCCCUCUCAGAGGUGAGUCCUCCCACCAUGUGACUGAAAAUGGCACUUGUUAAUGAUGUUUUGACAAUGACACAUUUCAUCAGUUUCUGUCUCGCACAGUAUGUGUCAAGACUUACUGAUCAAAUAUCCAUGCAAUCAAUAGAUUUUCUCUGUAUUUUUCUGUCUUUUAAAUCUGUUCUCAAUAUGCGGUGCUCUCUAAUCAUCUCUUAUAAUGAAUCAAUAAUCAUGUUUUGAAACAGGACUUGAAUCCUCGUUCCCCAUGUCUCAGUGAUAUGAGCCUGAUUUCCACUGUCUCUCAGCUCAGAGAAAGUAAUGUAAGUAAUUUUGUACCUCUUUCUUUCCACAUUUUCAAUAUCACACACUGUCUGAAUAAACAUAUCACCAUGCAAUAUGUCUUUAAAAAAUACACUGUUUACGAAAAUGGAUCGCUCCUACAGACAAUGAGUCACGUGGCUGUGGCUUGCUACAGUUGAAGUCGGAAGUUUACAAACACUUAGGUUGGAGUCAUUAAAACUUGUUUUUCAACCAUUCCAACAUUUCUUGUUAACAUACUAUAGUUUUGGCAAGUCAGUUAGGACAUCUACUUGUGCAUGACACAAGUAAUUUUUCCAAAGUUUACAGACAGAUUAUUUCACUUAUAAUUCACUUUAUCACAAUUCCAGUGGGUCAGAAGUUUACAUGCACUAAGUUGACUGUGCCUUUAAACAGCUUGGAAAAUUCCAGAAAAUGAUGUCUGGCUUUAGAAGCUGCUGAUAGGCUAAUUGACAUCAUUUGAGUCAAUUGGAGGUGUACCUGUGGAUGUAUUUCAAGGCCUACCUUCAAACUCAGUGCCUCUUUGCUUGACAUCAUGGGAAAAUCAAAAGAAAUCAGCCAAGACCUCAGAAAAAAAAUUGUAGACCUCCACAAGUCUGGUUCAUCCUUGACAGCAAUUUCCAAACGCCUGAAGGUACCACGUUCAUCUGUACAAACAAUAGUACGCAAGUAUAAACACCAUGGGACCACGCAGCCGUCAUACCGCUCAGGAAGGAGACACGCUCUGUCUCCUAGAGAUGAACGUACUUUGGUGCGAAAAGUGCAAAUCAAUCCCAGAACAACAGCAAAGGACCUUGUGAAGAUGCUGGAGGAAACAGGUACAAAAGUAUUUAUAUCCACAGUAAAACAAGUCCUAUAUCGACAAAACCUGAAAGGCCGCUCAGCAAGGAAGAAGCCACUGCUCCAAAACUGCCAUAAAAAAGCCAGACUACGGUUUGCAACUGCACAUGGGGACAAAGAUCGUACUUUUUUGAGAAAUUUCCUCUGGUCUGAUGAAACAAAAAUAGAACUGUUUGGCCAUAAUGACCAUUGUUAUGUUUGGAGGAAAAAGGGUGUUGCUUGCAAGCUGAAGAACACCAUCCCAACCGUGACGCACAGGGGUGGCAGCAUCAAGCUGUGGGGGUGCUUUGCUACAGGAGGGACUGGUGCACUUCACAAAAUAGAUGGCAUCAUGAGGAAGGAAAAUUAUGUGGAUAUAUUGAAGCAACAUCUCAAGACAUCAGUCAGGAAGUUAAAUCUUGGUCGCAAAUGGGUCUUCCAAAUGGACAAUGACCUCAAGCAUACUUCCAAAGUUGUGGCAAAAUGGCUUAAGGACAACAAAGUCAAGGUAUUGGAGUGGCCAUCACAAAGCCCUGACCUCAAUCCAAUAGAAAAUUUGUAGGCAGAACUGAAAAAGCGUAUGUAAGCAAGGAGAACCUACAAACCUGACUCAGUUACACCAGCUCUGUUAGGAGGAAUGGGCCAAAAUUCACCCAACUUAUUGUGGGAAGCUUGUGGAAGGCUACCCGAAAUGUUUUACCCAAGUUAAACAAUUUAAAGGCAAUGCUACCAAAUACUAAUUGAGUGUAUGUAUACUUCUGACCCACUGGGAAUGUGAUGAAAGAAAUAAAAGCUGAAAUAAAUCGUUUUCUCUACUAUUAUUCUGACAUUUCACAUUCUUAAAAUAAAGUGGUGAUCCUAACUGACCUAAGACAGGGACGUUUUACUAGGAUUAAAUGUCAGGAAUUGUGAAAAACUGAGUUUAAAUGUAUUUGGCUAAGGUGUAUGUAAACUUCCGACUUCAACUGUAUAUGAAGCAGGCAGACAGUCAUCGAGGCAUUCAGUUACUGUUCGAUUGAACGUUAUAAUUGUCAAAAAUGAGUGACCUAAGUGACUUUGAGCGUGGUAUGAUCGUCGGUGCCAGGCGCGCCGGUUCCAGUAUCUAAAAAAACGGCCACCCUCCUGGGCUUUUCACGCACGACAGUGUCUAGGGUUUACUGUGAAUGGUGCGACAAACCAAAAAUAUGCAGUCAGUGGCAGUCCUGUGGUGGAAAACAGCUUGAUGAUGAGAGAGGUCGAAUGAGAAUGGCAAGAAUCGUGCAAGCUAACAGGCGGGCCACAAACAGACAAAUAAUGGCGCAGGUCAACAGUGGUGUGCAGAACGGCAUCUUGGAACGCACAACUCGUCGGUCCUUGUCGCGCAUGGGCUAUUGCAGCAGACGACCACACCGGGUUCCACUCCUAUCAGCUAAAAACAAGAACAAGCGGCUCCAGUGGGCACGCGAUCACCAACGCUGGACAAUUGAGGAGUGGAAAAAGAGCCUGGAACAUGACAGCUUACUAGAGUGGUCUGUUCAGUCCCUGCAUCUCAACCCAAAUAGAGCAUCUUUGGGAUGAGAUGGAACGGGCUGUUCACAGCAUGAAUGUACCACCGUCCAAUCUGCAGCAACUGCGUAAUGUCAGCAUGGACCAACAUCCCUGUGUAAUGUUUCCGACACCUUGUAGAAUGCCCCGAAGAAUUCAGGCUGUUCUGGAGGCAAAGGGUGGUCCGACCCGGUACUGAGUAUAUAUACAGUAUACAGUUAGCCCUAUGCUAUUGGCUAUAUAGACAAUAUUAAAGACUACAGUCAUGUCUCAGGGCAAAUUGUAUACAUGUAUAUGUUGUGCAUACUGUAUGGUAAAUAAUGUAGCUAAAUGUAAUAGAUGGUAACUAAGACACGUGCUGUAUAUGUUUUACCUGUUAGACUAACAUUACUCUGCUGUUGUCUUAUCCCUGUGGCAGUCUGAUGCCCUGGACCUGAUGUUUGAACUGCUGUUUCAAGACAAGCCCCAGCCACAGGGUACUGUACUAUGUUGUGUUCAACACCACCAGUGCUUUGUUGUCUAAAUGCCUUGUCUCCUGUUAAGCCCUUCAAAUCGUUUUUAUCAGUCCCCUAUCUUCUCCAGAUGUGUCGUUGCUGGCAGUGCCCUCAUGCAGUUUGGAGAACCCAUCUCCAACAGUGGUGCUUCCAGAAGCAUCUCCCUCUUUCAUCUCUACCUGUCCUGAACCCUCUGACUCUAUCCCUGGUGUACCCCAUCCUGUACCCCAGCCCAUCGCUGUCCUCACCCCUGGGUGGACCCCUAGUGAACCCUUUCCAGUUCCUGUCUCUCCCAUGAUCAGUGAAAUACCUAAACAUGAGGUGAAUCCAGAACAGCCAGCCGCAUCCAUCUAUUCCCAACCAGGCUCCAAUCAGAGCCUACUACCACAGCCAACCGCCACCCUCCAUUCCCAACCAGGCUCCAAUCAGAGCCUACUACCACAACCAACCACCACCCUCCAUUCCCAACCAGGCUCCACCCAGAGCCUACUACUACAGCCAGCUGCCAUGCCCUCCAUCUGUUCUCAACCAGGCACAGGCCCAUACCCUCCACCACCCAGCUCCUCCCUCCAGGCCCCACUAACACCCCUCUCCCUGGGGUACUCUGCUCCUCCUACUGUCCCUUCCCACAGUACCCUCCAGCCCAUCACCUUGUCCACUCAGAACUUCCAGUGGCUUUUGAACAGUAUCAAUGACCAGAGGCAGCAGGACAGUCAGACACAGCUGUCAGUAAGUCAUCAUUAACAAGUUAGUAAUAGGUUGUUAUUAUAAUUAUAACAAGUUAGGCCUUUUAUAAGUUAUUAUAAGCAGCUAAUAAGGUUUGCUAUUAGAUGUUGAUCUAGGAAUAUAAUAUGUUUUUAUAGGCCAGUUUUUUAUGAUGUAUAAUUUGUUGUCAUACGGUAUUUAUUGGUGUCAUUAUUCUAGAUGCUUUAUUGAAACCUCCUAACCAGGAGGGUAGUAAAGCCAGCUAAUUAGAAUAUGGAGAAGGCCGCCGUCCAAUCAUUUGGUCUUUUAAUAAAAAUAUGGAGAGGGUCGUCCAAUUAUUGGCCUUUUUAAAAAUGGUAUUUUAUAUAUAAAUAUAUAAUUUUUUUCUCCCCAAUUUCGAUCUUGUCUCAUUGCUGCAACUCCCCAACGGGCUCGGGAGGCGAAGGUCGAGUCAUGCGUAAACCGAAACAUGACCGCUUAACCCGGAAGCCAGCCGCACCAAUGUGUCGGAGGAAACACUGUUCAACUGACGACCGAGGUCAGCCUGCAGGUGUCUGGCCAGCCACAAGGAGUCGCUAGAGCGCAAUGAGCCAAGUAAAGCCCCCCCGGCCAAAACCUCCCUUAACCCGGACGACGCUGGGCCAAUUGUGCGCCGCCCUAUGGGACUCCCGAUUUUUUUUAUUUGUGAUACAGCCCGGGAUCGAACCCAUGUCUGUAGUGACGUCUCUAGCACUGCAAUGAAGUUCCUUAGACCGCUGCGCCACUCGGGAGGCCCAUUAUUGGCCUUUUUAUUAGGAUGUUGUCACGGUGUCAGUGUAAUGCGGUAGACGAAGUCAGGCGAAGGACACAGAACUCAAAGAAAACGUAUCUUUACUAAAACACGUAAAGAAACAAUAAACCUCCACGCAGGGAGGAAUAAACCCACUCACCAACGACGUCCGAAAACAAACAACAAACAUGCACAGAACACAAUGGGAGCCACAGGGUUAAAUAGAGGCGGAGUAAUUACAAGAUGGGCAACAGGUGUGAAACACUCUGACAACAACAGGUAGAUAUAGAACAUAGAUCGGCAGCAGCUAGUACUCCGGUGACGACGAACGCCGAAACCUGCCCGAGCAAGGAGGAGGGGCAGCCUCGGCAGAAUCCGUGACCGUACCCCCCCCCGGCGUCGACACCGGCCAGGAGGACGCGGCGCGGGGCGAGUGGGAUGAUUGCGGUGGAAAUCCCUUAACAUGGAGGGAUCGAGGAUGUCCCUCCUAGGAACCCAGCACCGUUCCUCCGGACCGUACCCCUCCCACUCCACGAGAUACUGCAGGCCCCCCACCCGACGCCUCGAAUCCAAUAUGGAACGAACCGAGUACGCCGGUGCCCCCUCGAUGUCCAGCGGGGGCGGAGGAACCUCCCGUAUCUCAGACUCCUGGAGUGGACCAGCUACCACCGGCCUGAGGAGAGACACAUGGAACGAUUAAUACGAUAAUUAGUAGGAAGUUGUAACCUAUAACAUACCUCGUUCAAUCUCCUCAGGACUUUGAAUGGCCCCACAAACCGCCGACCCAGCUUCCGGCAGGGCAGGCGAAGGGGCAGGUUUCGGGUCGAGAGCCAGACUCGGUCCCCCGGUGCAUACACCGGGGCCUCACUGCGGUGGCGGUCGGCGCUCGCCGUUUGCCGCCUGAUGGCCCGCUGCAGACGUACAUGAGCAGCGUUCCAGGUCUCCUGCGAGCGCCGAAACCACUCGUCCACCGCAGGUGCCUCGAUCUGGCUCUGAUGCCAAGGUGCCAGGACCGGCUGAUAACCUAAUACACAUUGGAAUGGAGAAAGGUUAGUGGAGGAGUGGCGGAUGGAGUUCUGGGCUAUCUCUGCCCAGGGGAGGAAAACCGACCACUUCCCCCGCUGGUCCUGGCAAUACGACCUCAGAAACCUACCCACCUCAUGGUUGACUCUCUCCACCUGCCCGUUACUCUCUGGGUGAAAUCCUGAGGUCAGACUGACCGUGACUCCCAGACGUUCCAUGAACGCCCUCCAAACCCUAGAGGUGAACUGGGAAUCCCGAUCAGACACUAUAUCCUCAGGUACCCCGUAGUGCCGGAAGACGUGUGUAAAUAGGGCCUCAGCCGUUUGUAGGGCCGUAGGGAGGCCCGGGCAGCGGAAUGAGGCGGCAGGACUUAGAAAACCGAUCCACAACAACCAGGAUCGUGGUGUUCCCUUGUGAGGGGGGAAGAUCCGUCACGAAGUCCACCGAUAGGUGGGACCAUGGUCGUUGUGGAACGGGUAGGGGUUGCAAUUUCCCUCUGGGCAGGUGUCUAGGAGCCUUGCACUGGGCGCACACCGAGCAGGUGGAAACAUAAACCCUCACAUCCUUAGCUAAGGUGGGCCACCAGUACUUCUCACUAAGACAGUGCACUGUCCGACCUAUGCCAGGAUGCCCAGAGGAGGGUGACGUGUGAGCCCAAUAGAUCAUCCGAUCGUGGACAUCCAGCGGUACGUACACACGACCCUCUGGACACUGGGGAGGAGUGGGUUCGUUACGCAACGCCCGCUCGAUCUCCGCGUCAACCUCCCACACCACCGGUGCCACCAGACACGACGCCGGAAGUAUGGGAGUGGGCUCCACGGAACUCCCCUCCGUGUCAUACAGUCGGGACAGAGCAUCUGCCUUAGCGUUCUGGGAACCUGGCCUGUAAGAAAGGGUGAAAACAAAACGGGUGAGAAACAUGGACCACCUUGCCUGGCGAGGGUUUAAUCUCCUCGCUGCCCGGAUGUACUCCAGAUUGCGGCGGUCAGUCAAAAUGAGAAAAGGGUGUUUAGCCCCCUCAAGCCAAUGUCUCCGCUUUCAGAGCUUCGACCACAGCCAACAGCUCCCGGUCCCCCACAUCAUAGUUGCGCUCCGCCGGGCUGAGCUUCUUCGAAAAGAAGGCACAGGGGCGGAGUUUAGGUGGCGUACCCGAGCGCUGAGACAGUACAGCGCCUAUUCCAGCCUCGGAUGCAUCCACCUCAACCGUGAAGGCUAAGGAGGGGUCCGGAUGAGCCAGCACUGGAGCCGAGGUAAACAGGUCCUUCAGACGACUAAAAGCCCUGUCCGCCUCAGCUGACCACCGCAGACGCACCGCCCCCCCCCCUUCAGUAACGAGUUAAUGGGAGCUGCUACCUGACCAAAGCCCCGGAUAAAUCUCCGGUAGUAAUUGGCAAAACCCAAAAAUCGCUGCACCUCCUUUACCUUGGUAGGAGUCGUCCAAUUAGGCACGGCCGAAAUGCGGUCACUCUCCAUCCUCACCCCUGACGCGGACAUAUGGUACCCCAAGAAAGAGAUGGACUCCUGGAAGAACAGGCAUUUCUCUGCCUUAGCAUACAGGUCAUGCUCCAACAGUCUUCCAAGCACCUUACGCACCAGGGACACAUGCUCGGCCCGUGUAGCGGAGUAUAUAAGGAUGUCAUCAAUAUACACCACUACCCCUUGUCCGUGCAGGUCCCUGAAAAUCUCAUCCACAAAUGAUUGGAAAACUGAUGGAGCAUUCAUUAACCCGUAUGGCAUGACCAGAUACUCAAAAUGUCCAGAGGUGGUACUAAAUGCCGUCUUCCACUCAUCUCCCUCGCGGAUACGCACUAGGUUGUACGCGCUCCUGAGAUCCAAUUUUGUGAAGACGCGUGCCCCGUGCAAUGAUUCCGUCAUACUAGCUAUCAGAGGUCAUGGAUAGCUGUACUUGAUGGUAAUCUGAUUUAGGCCACGGUAAUCAAUGCACGGGCGUAACCCACCAUCUUUCUUCUUCACAAAAAAGAAACUUGAGAAAACGGGUGAAGUGGAUGGCCGAAUGUAUCCCUGCCUCAGAGAUUCGGUGACAUAUGUCUCCAUAGCCGCCUUCUCCUCCUGAGACAAAGGAUACACGUGACUCCGGGGAAGUGCAGCUCCUACCUGGAGAUUUAUCGCACAAUCCCCCGGACGAUGGGGUGGUAAUUUAGUCGCCCUCUUUUUACUGAAGGCGAUAGCCAAAUCUGCAUACUCGGAUGGAAUGUGCAUGGUGGAAACCUGGUUUUGGACUUUCCACCGAAGUUGCCCCCAAGAAAACUCCUAAACACCUCCCUGAACACUGACCGUACCAUCCCUUGAGAGCCCUCUGUUGCCAUGAAAUCGUGGGGUCAUGAAUGGUUAACCAGGGAGGUCCCAACACCACAGGAUACGCAGGAGAAUCAAUCAGAUAGAGGCUAAUCCUCUCCUCAUGACCCCCCCUGCGUCAUCAUCAGCAGUGGAGCCGUGACCUCCCUGAUUAUGCCUGACCCUAACGGGCGACUAUCUAAUGCGUGAACAGGGAAAGGUUUAUCAACAGCCACUGUGGGAAUCCCUAGACUACGUGCAUACUGGCGAUCAAUAAAAUUCCCAGCCGCGCCUGAAUCUACUAGCGCCUUAUGCUGGGAAUGGGGAGAAAAUUCUGGAAACAUAAUGUCAAUACACAUAUUAGCAACAGGGAGCUCUGGGUUAGUCGGGUGCCUACUCACCUGAGACGGUCGACCAGUGCUCUGCCUGCUGCCUCGACCUCCUGAGAACCCUCCCCAGCACUGACCAGCAGUGUGUCCUCUGCGGCCACACUUGGUGCAGGGGACGGUCCCUCUCCCAGUCUCCCUAACUGCAGCACCUCCGAGCUCCAUGGGGGUAGGCUCGGAGGUGCUGGGGGAUGGAAUGGACAGCCCCCCAUCAGAACGUCCGCGGGCUGCCAACAGGUUAUCCAACCUGAUGGACAUGUCCACCAGUUGGUCCAGGUUGAGAUUGGUGUCCCUGCAGGCCAGUUCCCGACGGACGUCCUCCCUUAAGCUGCAACGAUAGUGGUCGAUAAGGGCUCGCUCAUUCCAUCCCGCGCUGGCUGCUAAAGUCUUGAACUCCAGCGCAAAAUCCUGCGCGCUCCUCAUAAUAAUAUAAUAAUAAUAUGCCAUUUAGCAGACGCUUUUAUCUAAAGCGACUUACAGUCAUGCGUGCAUACAUUUUUGUGUAUGGGUGGUCCCGGGGAUCGAACCCACUACCUUGGCGUUACAAGCGCCGUGCUCUACCAGCUGAGCUACUUUUAUUUAUUUUAUUUUUAUUUCACCUUUAUUUAACCAGGUAAGCCAGUUGAGAACAGCUACAGAGGACCACCACAUCUCCUGUCGUAGGUGGACCAGACGUUCUCCCGCCGCUCUCCCUUCAGGUGGAUGAUCGAAUACCGCCCGGAAGCGGCGGGUGAAAUCCUCGUAGCGGACAGUUCUCGAGUCUAUACCUCCCCACUCGGCGUUGGCCCACUCAAGCGCCCUCCCCGAUAGACAGGAGAUGAGGGCGGACACGCUCUCGUAUCCCGAGGGCGCCAGGUGAAUGGUGGCCAGGUAGAGCUCUACCUGGAGGAGAAAUCCCUGGCACCCGGCAGGUGUACCGUCAUAUGCCCUCGGGAGCGAGAGCCGAAUUCCACUGGACCCAGGUGGCGAAGUGGUAGCCAGUGUUGUAGGUGGUUGUGUGGUUGGAAAUGGUGAAGGGAUACCACCUCUCUCAAAUCGUUCCAUCAUCUGGAACACUCGUUCCAUUGUGGCACCGAGAUUCUGAAGUACCGUCUCUUGACGUUGGACUCGUUCCUCCAUCGUCUCGGUAGAUCCAGUUGUUCCUGCUGACUCCAUAUUGGUGCGUGUUUCUGUCACGGUGUCAGUGUAAUGCGGUAGACGAAGUCAGGCGCAGGACACAGAACUCAAAGAAAACGUAUCUUUACUAAAACACGUAAAGAAACAAUAAACCUCCACGCAGGGAGGAAUAAACCCGCUCACCAACGACAUCCGAAAACAAACAACAAACACACACAGAACACAAUGGGAGCCACAGGGUUAAAUAGGGGUGGAGUAUUUCCAAGAUGGGCAACAGGUAUGAAACAAUCUGACAACAACAGGUAGACAUAGAACAUAGAUCAGCAGCAGCUAGUACUCCGGUGACGACGAACGCCGAAACCUGCCCGAGCAAGGAGGAGGGGCAGCCUCGGCAGAAUCCGUGACAGAUGUGGAGAGGGACUGUCCAAUCAUUGGCCUGCUGAAUCUCAUCCAGUACAACUGUUAAUUGACCUUCAGUUGUUUUAAUGAAACUAUUCCUCUGUUUAGCCACGAGGCAUUGACAUUCUGUUAAUUAUAUGCUGAACAUGCGCUCUUCUCUUCUUCUGUUGUAUUUCAGCAACAACACGGUGGCUCAACAGUAGAGAAGCUCUAUUUUACCACAGAAAUACCUAUGGGAGGGAACACAGGUAAUUUACAGAGAUUCAUCUUUUGCUUUGUGAUAUUUACCGGUAUAUGCCACCUCUGAUGAAUUUAGGUGUGCUUUUUACACUAGUAUUCUACAUUUUGAACAUUUCAAUGUAUUUGAUCGCUAAACAUUACAGUUGCAGAGCUGUAGAUAUUGUAAAGCUAGCUACAAGACCGUAUCUGUGAGGUUGUUGUACUGUACAAUUUUUAUGGAUGUAUUGACUUUUUAAAACAUUAUUUGACAUGCUCUCUGUCUUGUUUGCUAAGGACAGCUCUGCAGCAGAUAGGCCUGUGUCUCCCUGUCGUCGUCAUUAGACAGGGAGAGUCAUGCCAGUGUCGGUGCCCCUGCAGAGACGGCAGCACAGCAGCAGACACAGAGAAACAGACUAGUUGUCAACCUACUGGUGAACCCUCUGGUACCCAGGUCAAGCAGCCCCAGGACCUAUCAACCCAGGACCCACCACCCCAGCCCCCUCAGCCCCAGGACCCACCACUCCAGCCCCCUCCACCA
Messenger RNA from Coregonus sp. 'balchen', 12223 nucleotides. Lineage: Eukaryota; Metazoa; Chordata; Actinopteri; Salmoniformes; Salmonidae. The record is from the annotation of a GenBank genome assembly.